GUUAAAGAGAUCUGUAUUUGAUGAAAAUAAAGUAAAAAAAAAAUUUAAAGUAUAAAUUUAUAAAUUAAUUAAAAAAACAAGAAUAUAUAUUUAAUAAUGUAAAUUAUAAUUUAUUUUAAAUAUAAAAUUCUUAUUUAUUAUUUUUAAGUUUCAUAUUAAAUUAAUUUUAUUUAUUUGAACUUGCGAAUUUUAUACAAAAGAGAGUUUUCAAGAAAUAAAAAGAAAAAAUAUAUAAAAAUUUUUAAUUUACUGUUAUACAGAAAUCAAUAAUUUCAUUAAAUUACAUUUUAAAAAUCAGAAAUUUUUUAAAUUUAUUAUACAUAAAAAUUUACAAUGAGUAGUCGAAUUGGACGACAAAUAUCAGAGCUCUCAGAUAUGAGUGCAUCAGAAUUAAAUGAAGCUAUUGAUGAUACAAAUUUUCCGCAAGCUCAUAUAUUAUCAAGACGUUUUAGUAACAGUAUAUGCAGUAUUAAUAGCUCAUCACCAAAUAGCUAUGAAACAAAUAAUUCAACAACAAAUAAUAAUUAUAAGAAUUCUGUUAUGAAUGGUUCUACAGCUGAUGUUAAUGAUAAAAUUGAAAAUGAUAAGCAACAACAUUUUUUUAGUAAUACUAUUGAAGAAGAAGAGAAAUAUAAUUUAGAAAAUGGUAAAGAUAAAAUAAAAUCAUCAUAUUCUAUUGAUGGUUUUUCAAAUGAUAAAUCAACGAAUAGAUCAAAUCAUCAAAUUGGAACAUCAUAUAUUGAAUCAACACCAUCAUUAUCAUCAACAACUGGUAUAAAUCAUAAUCAACAACAGACCCAACAAUCAUCAUCAUCAUCAUCAUCAAAAUGUACAUUAGUUAGACGUACAUCAUUAACACCGGGACAUGAAAAUUGUACAUUUCAUCAUGAUCUUGAAUUUGAUCAUAAACCACCAACAAGAGAAGCAUUAUUACCAGAAAUGUCAAGAUCAUAUCGUCUUUUAUUAAGUAGUUUAGGUGAAGAUCCCGAUCGUCAAGGUUUAUUAAAAACACCAGAACGUGCUGCUAAAGCAAUGUUAUUUUUUACAAAAGGUUACGAUCAAAAUUUAGAAGAAGUAUUAAAUGGUGCUAUUUUUGAUGAAGAUCAUGAUGAAAUGGUUGUUGUUAAAGAUAUUGAAUUUUUUUCAAUGUGUGAACAUCAUUUAGUACCAUUUUAUGGUAGUGUAUCAAUUGGUUAUCUACCAUGUAAUAAAAUUUUGGGUUUAAGUAAAUUGGCACGUAUUGUUGAAAUAUUUUCAAGGAGAUUACAAGUACAAGAACGUUUAUCAAAACAAAUUGCUGUUGCUGUUACAAAAGCAGUACAACCGGCUGGUGUUGCUGUUAUUAUUGAAGGUGUUCAUAUGUGUAUGGUUAUGCGUGGUGUACAAAAAAUUAAUAGUAAAACAGUAACAUCAACAAUGUUGGGUGUAUUUCGUGAUGAUCCGAAAACACGUGAGGAAUUUUUAAAUUUAGUUAAUAAAUAAAAUUUUAUGAUUUUCAUCUCUAUCAUUAAAAAUUUUUGUGAUAUAUUUUUUAUAUUGAUUUUAUUAUUUUAUAUUUUAUGUAUUUUAUUGGAAAAAAGAAAGAUAAGGUACGAGUAUAAUUAAAAAUAUUUGAACGCAUAAUAACUGGUAAUGAAACUGUUCUUUUAAAUUUCUUUUUUCUUUCAAAUUUUUUUUUUUUUAUAAUUUUAUUUAUUGAGUAAUUUAUUGUAAUGUUAAUGUGCAAAUUCUUUAACUAAACAUAA
This is a messenger RNA of Condylostylus longicornis, 1745 nucleotides long. RefSeq names its product GTP cyclohydrolase 1-like. Gene Ontology annotation, cellular component: cytoplasm. Gene Ontology annotation, molecular function: GTP cyclohydrolase I activity; GTP binding; zinc ion binding. The record is from RefSeq and is a predicted model, not a curated record. Gene Ontology annotation, biological process: tetrahydrofolate biosynthetic process; tetrahydrobiopterin biosynthetic process. The coding region runs from base 334 to 1482 and encodes 382 amino acids. The transcript has a single exon. Lineage: Eukaryota; Metazoa; Arthropoda; Insecta; Diptera; Dolichopodidae.